AUGGCACCUCAUGGCAAAGAACUCUCUGAGGAUCUGAAAAAAAUAAUUGCUGCUCUACAUCAAGAUGGCCUAGGUUAUAAGAAGAUUUCCAAGACCCUGAAACUGCGCUGCAGCACAGUGGCCAAUACCAUACAGCGGUUUAACAGGACUUGGUUCUACUCAGAACGGGCCUUGCCAUGGUCGACCAAAGAGGUUGAGUGCACGUGCUCAGUGUCAUAUCCAGAGGUUGUCUUUGGGAAAUAGACAUAUGAGUGCUUCCAGCAUUGCUGCAGAGGUUGAAGGGGUAGGGGGUCAACCUGUCAGUUCUCAGACCAUACGCCGCACACUGCAUCAAAUUGGUCUGCAUGGCUGUCAUCUCAGAAGGAAGCCUCUUUUAAAGAUGAUGCAACAAUGGUGUCAAGCGUGCGUGGUGGCAACCAGGUGAGGAGUACAAACACAAGUGUGUCUUGCCUACAGUCAAGCAUGGUGGUGGGAGUGUCAUGGUCUGGGGCUGC
Staurois parvus is the source of this 494-nucleotide messenger RNA. The record is from the annotation of a GenBank genome assembly. Lineage: Eukaryota; Metazoa; Chordata; Amphibia; Anura; Ranidae.